AUGGUCUCUAUCAGUAUCAACGGGGGACUACUUAUUUUGGCGGCACUUGUAUUGAGUGUGUCCGCUGCGCCCAAUGCCGCCAGUGCAGCAGCGGCGCCUACUCAAGAGCCGAAAGUCAGCUAUUCGGCGCCCAUCAAAAUCAACCGCAACGCAUUGCACCCUCGCAACGGCAACUUGAAAGAAGGCGAUCUUGCUAAAUGGAUCGCUAGGGAGCGUGCGAGGAUUGAUUCCAAGUACGGCCAUCACAAUAAGCGCGACUCGAACGAGACGAUGCACAAGCGGCAAUAUGUUGGGUUGGCCGAUGUCGGCAGGGACAGUUUCUAUUUCGCCCAGAUCGGCAUCGGCACGCCUGAGGAGUCAUUCAAUGUUGUGCUCGAUACUGGGUCUGCUGACUUUUGGGUCGCCGACGCACAGUGCGUGCCACAACAGGGAUGCCCAAACGACAUGCAGCGCUACGACUCGUCCAAGAGCUCGAGCUUCAAAGACUCGUCCAAAUCAUUCCAUGUCCCGUAUGGAUCCGGUGAAGUCGCUGGGUCGCUUGCGGCAGAGGACGUGUCUCUUGCUGGCUACAAGGUCGACGGCCUCACCUUUGGCCGCGCGUCAGAGAUGCAGGAAAACACGCUGUUUCCGCCUACGUCGGGUCUGAUGGGCAUGGGCUUUGAGUCGCUUGCCUCGUCGCGGAGCACGCCAUUUUGGGAGGUACUCGCUAUGCGCGGCGCUCUCAAGGACCCCCUAUUUUCUUUUCAGCUUGCGACGAACCAGGAUGCACGUCGGGUGAAUGAGAUCAACACGGGUGGCCUUUUUACGCUUGGCGCGCUCGAUAACAACCAGUUCCAAGGCGACAUUAACUGGGUCCCAUUGCUCAAACAGUACGGGCCCAAAGGCAUCGGGUACUGGGGUAUCCGUCUCGACAGUGUCCAGAUCAAUGGCAACCGCCCCAUUGGCCUUGGCAACGGAAACACGGUUGCGGUCGACACGGGCACGACGCUGAUCGGUGCACCGCCACCAAUCGUGGAGCAGGUGUACAGCCAGAUUCCCGGUGCGCGCUCCGCAUCUUCCUCGUCGAUGUCUUCGAGUGGCCAUUACAUGUACCCGUGCAAGCAAAAAUUCGAGGUCAAGUUCACGUUUAAUGGGCGCACUUUUAGUUUGAACGACGAGCAAAUGAAUCUCGGAGCGGUCUCGACAACGGGCCAGUACUGUAUUGGUGCGAUCUUUGCGCAGCCCACCUCGCCCAACUCGGCCAUGCCCGCAUGGAUUUUGGGCGACACGUUCUUGCGCACCGUCUUUUCUGCGUACCGAUUCGACCCUCCAGCAGUUGGCUUCGCCGACUUGUCUGCGGACGGCGUGCAGACCAAGGCUAUGACGUCCAUUCAGACACACACGACCGUGGCCGAACAAAGUGCUUUCACUGGCGGCGGCGGCGGUGGCGGUGGCGGCGGCGGACCCUUGCCGACACGCUCUUCGCAAAAUGGCAUUUCAAGGCUGUUUGGUGGUGACGGUCUUCCUACGCCAUCGGUCGCGAGUGUGCCGUCUGGUAUGCCGCCGCCAAGAAGCAGCGCACGUAUCGCGUUCGGAAGGACGUCUCAGGCGGUGUAUGCAACGGUGGCCACGACGCUGGCUGCGACGCUGCUUGUGUGCUUCAGCGUUAUAUAG
Molecule: messenger RNA, 1653 nt
Organism: Malassezia vespertilionis
Lineage: Eukaryota; Fungi; Basidiomycota; Malasseziomycetes; Malasseziales; Malasseziaceae
Product: cathepsin D
Exons: 1
Coding region: 1-1653 (550 amino acids)
Biological process (GO): proteolysis
Molecular function (GO): aspartic-type endopeptidase activity
Source: RefSeq, a predicted model, not a curated record